CUGAAAGCGACAACGACGCAGUUCAGUUCGUAAACAACGAAGGUAUUAAUUCGCGCGUUAUUUGAUCAGUCAUACAUUUAAACGCGCGUGACAAUUUUUUUUGUUCUGAUGGUUUGCCUCAGAGAUGUCAUCGGAAAAUUCGGUGCAGAAUACUUUCGAAUCGGUUACUGCUGAGACUCGUGUACAAGAAGCCUAUUCUCCGAAUUUGUCAAAAACAGAGUGCCAUAACGACGCAUCCCAAAGUGUGCAAUUUGAGAAUGGGACUCUAUCGUGGCACGAACACGUGUACAGAAAAUUAACCACUAGACCAACCCCUCAUUUUAUAGAAAACAUAUUGGGGAUACAGAGUAUUUCUCCAAAGUGUAACAACGGCGAAGAGACUGCAAACAAAUCAAAGAUGUCCUUCAUCAGUGCAUCUCGUGUAUCGGAUAGUGUGCCAAAACUUGCCGCCACGCAUGAAUUAAACGAACCUUUAAAUUUAUCGAUACGUAGUGAUAAAGUGAGAGCCAAGACUAUUGGGAAAGACUGUGUAAGAAAAAGGAAAAAGGCAAUAGAAGGAAAAUUAGUAAAUGCAGCUACAAUUAGUCCAACAAAUUCCAUUGCCGAAGAUGCUGAUGCCAAGAAAAAGAAGAAAGCAAGAACUACGUUUACCGGCCGUCAAAUUUUUGAAUUAGAAAAACAGUUUGAAAUGAAAAAGUACCUCAGUAGUAGUGAAAGAUCGGAAAUGGCGAAACUUUUAAACGUCACUGAAACGCAGGUGAAGAUAUGGUUUCAAAAUCGUCGGACCAAAUGGAAAAAGAUUGAUAACAUCUCGAAUGCCGAAGCGGCGGAACACAAAAAUCAAAUAGUUAAUAAAGACAAUACAAAAUGUUCCGACGAAAUACAUGGUAAAUUAAGAGUGCUGUCGAAACCUGCCAGUCACAGCUCGAAUUCAAGCAUUGAGAGUGAUUCCAAAAGUUCCGCCUCGCUUGUGGUCGACUCUUCACCCACAUCUAAGAAUUUUAAAAAUAUCUUAAGUGGAUGUUUACCCCUGUCACCUGAACUACACUUCCAAGCGCAAAUAGAUUCAGCUAAAGAUGUCCUUUUAAAUUUAUCUUUUAAUGUCAAAGACACUUCCUAAAGUGUAAAACUUAGUGUAAUAUAGCAACAAAUUUGACACUCAAAGUACAAUUAGUUGCACAUCUACUGUUUAUAGAAGAUAUUUUCAUAAACCAUUUAAUUGUUCUAAAAUAUCGACCAUGUUUUAUA
Photinus pyralis (common eastern firefly) is the source of this 1248-nucleotide messenger RNA. RefSeq names its product retinal homeobox protein Rx-B-like. Gene Ontology annotation, biological process: regulation of transcription by RNA polymerase II; cell differentiation. The record is from RefSeq and is a predicted model, not a curated record. Bases 125 to 1120 code for a protein of 331 amino acids. Lineage: Eukaryota; Metazoa; Arthropoda; Insecta; Coleoptera; Lampyridae. Gene Ontology annotation, cellular component: nucleus. Gene Ontology annotation, molecular function: RNA polymerase II cis-regulatory region sequence-specific DNA binding; DNA-binding transcription factor activity, RNA polymerase II-specific. The transcript is spliced from 3 exons.